Gekko japonicus is the source of this 1605-nucleotide messenger RNA. It is a transcript of the gene XXYLT1, whose product is annotated as xyloside xylosyltransferase 1. The record is from RefSeq and is a predicted model, not a curated record. The coding region runs from base 1 to 1050 and encodes 349 amino acids. Gene Ontology annotation, molecular function: UDP-xylosyltransferase activity. NCBI's taxonomy places the organism in Eukaryota, Metazoa, Chordata, Lepidosauria, Squamata, Gekkonidae. The transcript has 5 exons.
AUGCCGCCCGUGCUCUCUGGGGAAGCCGUGGGGGAAGGCGGCCCCUCGGGCAGCACGCUGGUCUUUACAAACGACCAGAAACCGAAGCCAAGCGCGGCAGCGGCGCCUCCAGGCUGUCUCUGGCCGUCUUCCUCAGGCCUCUCUGCGGAGCCCGUGUGGACGGGGCUGCCCUUGCUGCUGGUGCUGGCCAGGGCGGAGCGGCAGGCCGGGCUGCGGGCCAAGGGCGUGGCGGCGCUGCGCUCCCUGGUGCGCUUCGGCAAGCUGCCGCCCGGCCAGGCCCUGGCCCUCCACCUCCUCUGCGACCCCCCCAGCAAGCCCCUCGCCAAGGACCUCCUCCGGGACGCCCUCCGCCACGCCCCCUUCCGAUACAAGGUGAUCUUCCAUGACGUGGCCGUUCUGACGGAGAAGCUGCUGCCCAUCGUGGAGGGCAUGCAGAGGCUAUUCAGCGCGGGCAACGGCACCUACUACAGCGACUCCAUCUUCUUCCUCUCGGUUGCCAUGCACCGGGUCAUGCCCAGAGAGAUCUCGCGGAUCAUCCAGGUGGACCUGGACGUGGAGUAUCGGACCAACAUCCGGGAGCUGUUUGAAGAAUUCGACAACUUCCCGGAAGGAGCCGUGAUCGGCAUCGCUCGGGAGAUGCAGCCCGUCUACAGGCACAUCUUCUGGCAGUACCGCCAGGAGCACCCCGGGACCAAAGUAGGGGAGCCCCCUCCAGACGGGCUGCCCGGCUUCAACAGCGGCGUCCUGCUGCUGGACCUGGAGGCCAUGCGCCAGUCCGCCCUCUACAACCGCCUGCUGGAGCCGGAGGCGGUGCGGCGCCUGGCGGAGAAGUACCACUUCAAGGGCCACCUCGGGGACCAGGACUUCUUCACGCUGGCCGGCAUGGAGCACCCGGGACUCUUCCACCCGCUCGACUGCACCUGGAACCGGCAGCUCUGCUCCUGGUGGCGGGACCACGGCUACAGUGACGUCUUCGACCGCUACUUCCAGUGCGACGGCCACGUCAGGAUCUACCACGGCAACUGCAACACGCCGAUCCCCGCCGAGUAGCGGUGGGGCUUGGUCCGGCUCCUGGCUGCAGGUCCAAGCGGUGGGGUCGGGUCGGUGGCCGUGUUGCGGCAGCUUCUCUCAACACCUUCCCGUGGACUCGGCGGGCAGCCAGGACCUCCUGGGUGGGGCUCCUCGCCAGGACUGCCGCGGCGGAGGCCGGAUGGGGACUGCCCUGUCGUUUCCCACGGCUGCAUGGACGCUGCUGCCCUGCCGUGGGGCUGGAACCCGGUGCUGUGCCUCUGGGGCAGCUGGCCUGGGCAUCCCACAUCUGCCCUCGGGGGGGGGGUCGUCUACAUCCGCGUUGCUGCUCCCAAUCCGUGCCAGGCAAGGCCACGUCACCCCAGUUUCCAGCCAGGCCAAAAGGGUUGCUGGUGGGCCAAGAGCAUCUCUCCAGGUCAACCUUUCGGACUCCGGACACAAACGGGCCCCUUUGCAUGGGCAGGACGAUGGCCUAGUGGACAAGGAUUGGGGGGCAGCGGCCUUCCCUCUGGCGGGUGAGCGAGAUGUGGAGGAGGAGAGUGCGCUGUGGACUCUGCAUGAAAGCUCCUCUCUCAC